CUCACCCGUCCUGCUGCAUCUCCCACAGAGGCAGCAGCUCCAGAGAGACCAGGACAACCUCUCCGGACCCCCUACUGGCGUCGUUUCUCCACCUACGUGUGGCUGCUGCUGGGAUAUCCCACCCUGGUCAUCGUUCACGCUCUGGCCUGCGUCAUCUCGUGGAUCUUGGUCUUCACCWUCCCAGUCUCCAAGAUGAACGCUCAGACUCUGAGCGUCUUUGUCCUCCUGCCUCCCGAGGACGUCUCCAUCUCCACGAGCUCACACAGAAAGCAUCAAGGCUUUGAGACCAGAGCGCUGCUGUGCUGCUACCACGCUGCGAACUGGUACUACCACAAGUACACUGUUGAUGGGAUCAAUGUAYUUGCUGUCAUYGCUCUGGUAAUUGRAUAUGUUGACAAAGAAAACCAGUUUGCCAGUUCUGAUGUCAAGUUCACCGUCGCGAUCAGCUCCAACAUACCUCUCUCGUAUUAUAUCGGUAUGGGCAUCGCCAGYAUUUCUGCACAGAGUAACUUUGCCGUUGGCGCCGUGGUCAACGCCACCUUUGGCUCCGUCACAGAGCUGACCUUUUACAUCACGGCCUUGCUCAGAGGUCAGCGGGACGCCGACCCCUGUCUGCAGGAGGUCGUUAAGGCGGCGCUGACCGGCACAUUGCUCGGCUGCAUCCUCUUCAUCCCCGUGAGCUCGUUGACAGCAGAUCUUCGGAUUUUCUUUUAUUUCGGUGUUUGUUUUGUUUACCGUCCGUAUCGACGCAUUUGA
This is a messenger RNA of Austrofundulus limnaeus, 756 nucleotides long. RefSeq names its product low affinity vacuolar monovalent cation/H(+) antiporter-like. Gene Ontology annotation, cellular component: endomembrane system; membrane. The transcript is spliced from 5 exons. The annotation marks the transcript as partial. The record is from RefSeq and is a predicted model, not a curated record. NCBI's taxonomy places the organism in Eukaryota, Metazoa, Chordata, Actinopteri, Cyprinodontiformes, Rivulidae. Gene Ontology annotation, biological process: intracellular calcium ion homeostasis; calcium ion transmembrane transport. Gene Ontology annotation, molecular function: calcium:proton antiporter activity.